Molecule: messenger RNA, 3523 nt
Organism: Megalobrama amblycephala (Wuchang bream)
Lineage: Eukaryota; Metazoa; Chordata; Actinopteri; Cypriniformes; Xenocyprididae
Product: hydroperoxide isomerase ALOXE3-like
Exons: 15
Coding region: 1457-3460 (667 amino acids)
Biological process (GO): linoleic acid metabolic process; lipid oxidation
Molecular function (GO): protein binding; oxidoreductase activity, acting on single donors with incorporation of molecular oxygen, incorporation of two atoms of oxygen; iron ion binding
Source: RefSeq, a predicted model, not a curated record
AGCUGAUGUACUCUCUAGUCACCUCGGGGUGGGUGUCCCGAGGUAAAACAGAAAAGCAAAAGGAGAAUAAUUAGCGUAGCUGCUGUUCAUAACUUUAAGCAAAGAUAGUCUUGUGCAAAUAGUCUGAGACCUGCUUGGGAGGUAAGACUCUUUUCUUUCUUUGUGUAACGUUUAAUACACCUGCUUUUAUAUAUUUGUUUUUAUAUUGGUUUGAUAUACGCGUUUCAUUGAUUUCCAUAUAUCAGCUUCAUUUUUCACCGAGGAUACGACUGGCUGUAGACGUCACGGUCUUGCGCCGCUGAUUUGAACAGUGUUUUAAAGAUAAUUUUGGCCAAUUUAUCUGUAUGACAAGUUGGAAUAAGUGCUGAAAGCUUUCGUCCUCCGUGCAAGUAUAUUAAACUAACCUGCUUUGUAUUCUUCUCCAGUGAAGCAGUUUGGAUUAUUGUGCAAUAUUAAUUGUGAUUUAUCUGUUGCAUUUAUUGUAUUUUUUAUUGUAUUUUUAUUUUGUUUGUAUCAGAAAUGUUUGCCAUGUGUUUAUUUGCAUUAUUUGAGGAGCUGUAAUAUUGAGGUUUAACAGAAGGGGAGAGAAUAUUUGUCUUUUCUUUUUUUUGGUUUGCUUUUGUAUCUGUUUCAUCACUUAUUUCUAAUGAUGACGAUGCACUGAUUGCUGUGGUGUGUGUCCCUUCUGUGAAAGUGAACUCAUACUGGUCCCAUAGUAAUUGUGAGUAAAUAACUGGUAAACUGCUGAAGAGAUUCCUCGUUUUACAGUUACUGAUUUGUGUAAUAAAUUAACAUUAUAUUUUUGGAAAGUCACGCCUCUGUCUUUAAUUCCUACCGAACCAGCAGGGUCCUUCAUCUUAUUGUAAUUCCUUUUGGUUGAAAAUUUCUUUUUGGGUGUAAUUAUUUUAAUUUUUUCCUGGGUAGAUAACCUAGGUGGCGUAGUCGGGGUUUCUGUUACUUUUAGCCAAAGGUUACAUAUAGAGAGAAAUAUGUCAAAGAUGACCACGAACUCUUCAGCAGCUGAAAAACUAUAUCAGAAAAGAAUGGGAUCGAAUUCCAACACAGAAACUCAUAACCUUGAUGCCCUCAGUGUCUUCACACUGUUUUGAAGAGAUGCUACACCAUGGUAAACAUGCCCCGUCCCAACUACUGUAUUUUGAGACCUGUAGUAGGCAUCAAAUUUGAAAUGGGCUCAUUUUGUGCAUAAAAUUGUAAAAUUUCUCAGCUUAAACAUUUAUGUUCGGGUUGUAUUAACCAUCUUGAAAAAACAGUUCGGUUUAGUGAGAACACAUUUCAGAGAAUAGUUAGUGUGUUUGCUGACGUCUGACUGUCACUGACACUUGAAAAGCAGUUUCACUUCCUUUAUUUCACAUAAACUGAACAAUUUCAGAGCCGCUGUUCAACACGACAGUUCAGAAGAGAAAAAGAAGUCUUCAGAUAUUGUUUGAGAACGGUCAUGAUGAUCUACACAGUAACAGCGCACACAGGAAAGCAGCUCUUGGCGGGCACCACUAGCCUCAUCUACAUCCAGCUGCGUGGUACUGAGGCUGAGAGUGAGGAACAGAAUCUGAACCACCUUCAGGGAUUUUGGCAAGGAUCGGAGCGAGCAUUUAAGAUACACUGUAAGGCGUCCCUGGGAGAACUCGUAUCUGUCGAGAUCUACUCCAAGCCGUUUAUGGGUCUUCUUCACAACCAGUGGUUCUGCGAUAAGAUCUUGAUCAAGACGCCCGAAGGUGAUGAGAUUUUGUUUCCGUGCUACAGCUGGCUUGACAGCAAUGAGAGGCUCGUUUUAAGACCUGCUAAAGCUUCACUCGUGUUCCAGGACAUCAACCCAAUAGCCCAAAGACAAAGGACGAGGCAGCUAGAAGAGCAACAAAAGUUAUUUAGGUGGCGCGUGUAUGCUGAGGGCACACCCCAAGUUAUCGAUUACGACACUGCCAUUGCUCUGCCAGCUGAAGUCCGAUUCUCUUUUGCAAAGGAAACCGAGUUUAACUUCAAUGCUGGAAAGCAGUUAGCUGCUCUGAAGCUAACUGGAUUAGCUGACAGCAGAAGAUCGUGGGAAAACCUCAGGCAACUGGAAGUAAUUCUUUGUGAAAAAGUGAAAACCAUUGAAUACAUUCAGGAGCACUGGGAUGAGGACAAGUUCUUUGGCUACCAGUUUCUGAAUGGCCUCAAUCCCAUGAUGAUCCAGCGCUGCUCAAAGCUGCCCGAGAAUUUCCCCGUCACAGACGACAUGUUCAAAGACUCCCUAAGAGGGAGCAGCUUGGAGCAGGAGAUGAAGAAAGGAAACAUCUUCCUGUCUGACUAUAAGAUGUUGGACGGGCUGGUGGGAAAUGUAGUCAGUGGCAGGCAGCAGUACCUCACGGCUCCCCUGGUCCUGCUGUACAGUAACCCCCAUGGCAUGAUGCUGCCCAUUGCCAUACAGUUAAGGCAAAAGCCUAGCAAAGAGAAUCCCAUCUUCCUCCCAACGGAUUCAAAGACAGACUGGAAACUGGCCAAGAUCUUCGUCCGAAAUGCAGAGUUUGGCGUUCACGAGAUCGACAUUCACCUGCUGAGAACUCACCUGCUGGCAGAGGUGUUCACCGUGGCGACGUUGCGCAAUCUUCCACCUCCACACCCUCUCUACAAGCUCCUCUUUCCCCAUAUCCGAUACACGCUCCAGAUCAACAUCAUGGCCCGGAAUCGGCUGAUAUCCAAGGAUGGGGUCAUUACCAUGUAUGCAGGAAUAGGUGGAGAGUCAUUGGCAACGUUGCUGAAGCGUGCUACCGCCUCCCUGACCUACGGCGCCCUCUGUCUUCCUGAUAACAUCUCUGAGAGAGGCCUGGAGAAUGUACCCUACUUCUACUACAGAGAUGAUGGGAUGAAACUGUGGAACAUCAUCAACAGGUUUGUUGCAGCUUUCUUGUCACAUUACUAUCAAUUUGAUUCACACGUGCAGAAGGACACAGAGCUGCAGGAUUGGAUCAAUGAGAUAUUCACAAAUGGCUUCCUAGGAAGAGAUGGCUCAGGAAUACCAUCAUCUCUUCAGACUGUGACAGAGCUCGUCAAGUUUGUCACCAUGGUGAUCUUCACUGCAUCAGCCCAACAUGCCGCUGUAAACAAUGGACAGUUUGACUUUGGCGGCUGGAUGCCUAACUUCCCCACUGCCCUCAGAAAGCCCCCUCCCAAGGAGAAAGGUCAGACCACUGAGGACACGAUCCUGGAGACCCUUCCUGAUGUGAGCACGACGGUGAAUGGGAUGGCUGUCCUGAGACUGCUGAGCAAGGAUUCUGCAGACCAUUACCCUCUGGGACAUUUCCCAGAAAAUCUGUAUGAUGAAGACGUCCCCUGCAAGCUCAUUGAAGAGUUUCAAAAGGAUCUGAGGGAGUUGUUGGAUCUCAUCGAGGAGCGGAACAAGAAUUUGGAGCUUCCUUACAUCUAUCUGAACCCCAAAAAUGUGGACAACAGUGUAGCCAUUUGAAUGAAGACAGAAUUCUUUCAUAUCAUGUUUGUAUUUCUAUUUAUAACUUUGUCAAUAAAAGUA